UGUUAACAGGCAAUUUUUAAACUACUAAAACUAUUGUAACUAUUGUAGUAUUCGUCGCUAAUGUGAGUUUAGCUAGUUGUCAGUUUGUGCUGUCGGCUUAACGUUUAUGUUUUCUGUUAGUAUUCACUUGUUAGGGAGUUUAUAAUAAAGGCUUCGUUUGUCAAAAUGCCCAAAGGAGGUAAGAAGGGUGGCCACAAGGGUCGCAUGCGGACGUACACGAGCCCCGAAGAGAUAGACGCCCAGAUGAAGGCUGAGAAGGAGAGGAAAAAGCAAGAGCAAGAGCAGGAAGAGCUGGAGGAGGGGGGUGCUGCUCAGAAUGAAACAGCAGAGCUGAAGCUACCAGCAUCGGGAUCAGAUGACAGUGAUGAUGAAAAUUCCCAGAGGAGGAGAGCAGGUGUGGAGGGGUUGAUAGAAAUUGAGAACCCCAACAGAAUGGCUCAGAAGUCCAAGAAGGUGACGCAGAUUGAGCUGGAUGAGCCCAAGCAGUUGUCAAGAAGAGAGAGAGAGGAGAUCGAGAAGCAGAAAGCAAAGGAGCGCUACAUGAAGAUGCACUUGGCAGGGAAGACAGACCAGGCCAAAGCUGACCUUGCUCGCCUCGCCAUUAUUAGGAAACAGAGGGAGGAUGCGGCCAAAAAGAAAGAAGAAGAGAAAAAAGCAAAAGAAGCAGCAGCAGCAGCAGCAGCAUCCAGAGGAAUGAACUCACUCUCUCUGAAAUGAUGCAGAGUAUUCAUCAGAGAUGUUCUCACAUGUUUAUGAACUGGCGCAAUAUAUAUUUGACUAUUUUUAAAGGAAGAGCUAUUUGACAUAACUGUAACAUAUGGCUGAAGAGACACCAGUGUGUAUAUUGUGACAGGGAAUAAGGACCUCGAUGAUCCUUCCAGGAGUAAAGCUACAAUUGAGAAUACAUCAUGUGCACUUGGAAGGAACCUUUGAGCUUGUACAUGAUAAUAAUAAUAAUGGUAUAUUUAUCAUUGUACAAUUUCAAGUUUGCUUAUUAAGUUUUGCCACUGUGGGUUUUUUUGGGGGAGGGAUGGGGCUUACAUUGUAUAUAACUGACUCAUAAAAUAUUUCAGAUUAAUAUGAUGAAACCAGUAAA
Molecule: messenger RNA, 1096 nt
Organism: Monopterus albus (swamp eel)
Lineage: Eukaryota; Metazoa; Chordata; Actinopteri; Synbranchiformes; Synbranchidae
Gene: pdap1b
Product: pdgfa associated protein 1b
Exons: 6
Coding region: 166-717 (183 amino acids)
Source: RefSeq, a predicted model, not a curated record